Molecule: messenger RNA, 1813 nt
Organism: Copidosoma floridanum
Lineage: Eukaryota; Metazoa; Arthropoda; Insecta; Hymenoptera; Encyrtidae
Gene: Dhod
Product: dihydroorotate dehydrogenase 2
Biological process (GO): 'de novo' pyrimidine nucleobase biosynthetic process; pyrimidine ribonucleotide biosynthetic process
Cellular component (GO): cytoplasm; mitochondrial inner membrane
Molecular function (GO): dihydroorotate dehydrogenase activity
Source: RefSeq, a predicted model, not a curated record
UUUAAUUUCGUUAAUUCAACCUUCAUUAUUUGUUUAUUCACUACUUUUAAACAACACAUCAUAUUUCGCGCUUUUCAGUGUCAUCUCUCUCAUUGAAAUUUCUAGAUUACAAAAGUCCCUAGCCACAAGCGUGAAAAUAUAAAAAAAAUAUUAAAAAAGGCAAAAAAAGUUCUGAGCAUAACGUAAACAAAAACACACAGUUGCAAGAUAAGCAGCCGGUGUUAAAAAUGCUCGUUCAAGGAAAGUCUUUCAUCCAGCCUCUCUGAUAGGAGAGAAAAAAGCGCUUCCCAACAAGCAACUGCUGCUCGGCAGUCACAAGAGAGCAACAAUGGCUCGAGCACUGGAUGGCUACAGCAAUUUGAAGAAAUUAAAGUCGUUUCUCACAGUAACCGGGGGUGCAGCUAUAUUCUUCACUGGUUACUCGCUUCAGCAGGGAAACGAGAAGUUUUACGACAACGUGGCCAUGCCUUUGGCGAGGCUCAUUAAUCCUGAAGUCGCUCAUCGAAUAGCAGUGGUCACAACCAAGCUGGGACUGUCACCUGUUCAGAAAACCAGUGAUCCACCUGUGCUCAAGACCACCCUUUGGGGCCUGGAGUUUGAAAAUCCCCUUGGAAUGGCUGCUGGAUUUGACAAGCAUGCAGAAGCUGUUCAAGGCCUUUGUAAAAUGGGCUUUGGAUUUGUUGAAAUCGGCUCAGUAACUCCAGAACCACAGCCAGGCAAUCCAAAACCUCGAGUAUUUCGGUUACCCGAGGAUAAAGCACUCAUCAACCGAUACGGUUUCAACAGCGAGGGUCACGAAGUCGUGCACAAACGCUUACAGAAUCUCAAGCAAUCCAAAGAUUUUCAGGGCAUUAUUGGAGUCAAUCUGGGGAAAAACAAAACAUCAGAGGAUGCUGCACACGAUUAUGUCUCGGGCAUACUCCGAUUUUCAGAUGUUGCGGAUUACUUUGUUGUUAACGUCUCGAGUCCCAAUACACCGGGUCUGCGGAGUUUGCAGGCAAAGAAGGAGCUGGAAGAGUUGUUGACGAGGGUAAACGAGGCGAGACAAAAGACAGAGAGAAAACCGCCACUGUUGUUGAAAAUUGCACCCGAUCUGACAUCAGAAGAAAAAAAGGAUAUCGCGGAGGUCGUACUUGGAAAAGAAACCCGCACUGAUGGCAUUAUCGUUUCCAAUACGACCUUAAGUAGAGACAACCUUCAAAAUCCGCACAAAAACGAAGCUGGUGGUUUAAGUGGCGCUCCACUUGGCGAACUAUCUACUGGUACGAUUGCCGAUAUGCAUCGGCUAACGUCCGGUAAACUUCCUAUUAUAGGCGUGGGUGGCAUCUUCGAUGGUGCGAGUGCUUAUUCCAAGAUCAAAGCAGGUGCCUCGCUUAUCCAGAUUUAUACAUCGUUUGCAUACCAUGGCCCUCCUAUUGUUUCCAAGAUUAAACGUGAACUUGCUGCGUUGUUAGAACAGGAUGGCUGUACAUCUGUGGCCGAAGCAGUUGGCAAAGAGUACAAACAGUCACUGGCCAUGGCUCAGUAAUAGUCUAUUACUUAAUGAGAAUUUUAUUUUCGUUGAAACUAGACAAACUUUUAUAGCCAUGAUUUUGCAAUGUUACUUAUUUUUAUACAAUGGGAUAUUAACAAUACACCAGUCAUAUGAAGUAAGCAUGUACAUAGAAUUUAAAGGUGACAUUUUUACACGAAAAUUGUACAUACAUUGUUAAGGAUGUUGUAAAUUUUUUUUCAAUAAAAAAAAGUAUUUUAAAUUUUCAUUGUUACAACGUCCAAUUUACUUCAAAGUGUCAAGCGAGGUGAUUGUAAAACA